CAGUGGAGGUGAGCAGCCGGCCCGGGAGGCACUGUGUGUGCUGCUGCGAUCCGGCUUGCAGCAGCGAUCCGGCUUGGCCCUGGGAGGAAGGCUGUGUACAGCAGCUACCCGGCUUGGCCAUGGCAGCGGCGCCUCUGAAAGUGUGCAUCGUGGGCUCCGGGAACUGGGGAUCGGCUGUUGCAAAAAUCAUCGGAAGCAAUGUGAAGAACCUGCAGAAGUUCUCCUCCACGGUCAAGAUGUGGGUCUUCGAAGAGACCGUGAACGGGAGGAAGUUGACGGACAUCAUCAACAAUGACCACGAAAAUGUGAAAUAUCUCCCGGGACACAAGCUGCCAGAAAAUGUGGUCGCUGUCCCAAAUCUCGGCGAAGCCGUGCAGGACGCAGACCUGCUGGUGUUCGUCAUUCCCCACCAGUUCAUUCACAAGAUCUGCGAUGAGAUCACGGGCAGGGUGCCCAAGAAGGCCCUGGGAAUCACCCUCAUCAAGGGCAUAGACGAGGGCCCGGACGGGCUGAAGCUCAUCUCUGACAUCAUCCGGGAGAAGAUGGGGAUUGACAUCAGUGUGCUGAUGGGGGCCAACAUCGCCAGCGAGGUCGCCGCGGAGAAGUUCUGCGAGACCACCAUUGGCAGCAAAGUGUUGCAGAACGGCCUUCUCUUCAAAGAGCUGCUGCAGACGCCCAACUUCAGAAUCACGGUGGUGGACGAUGCAGACACCGUGGAACUCUGCGGUGCUCUUAAGAACAUUGUUGCUGUGGGAGCCGGCUUCUGCGAUGGCCUCCGCUGUGGGGACAACACCAAGGCAGCCGUCAUCCGCCUGGGCCUCAUGGAAAUGAUCGCUUUUGCCAAGAUCUUCUGUAAGGGCCAGGUGUCCACGGCCACCUUCUUGGAGAGCUGCGGGGUGGCCGACCUCAUCACCACCUGCUACGGAGGGCGGAACCGCAAGGUGGCAGAGGCCUUCGCCAGGACUGGGAAGACCAUCGAAGAGCUGGAGAAGGAGCUGCUGAAUGGACAGAAGCUCCAGGGACCCCAGACCUCCGCGGAGGUGUACCGCAUCCUCAAGCAGAAGGGGCUGCUGGACAAGUUUCCCCUCUUCACUGCCGUGUAUCAGAUCUGCUAUGAAGGCAGACCUGUCACCCAGAUGCUGUCCUGCCUGCAGAGCCACCCGGAGCACAUCUGAAGGAAGUCAGGCAGCCCUGUGGGAAGGGCUCUGCCUUGCCCAUGGAGGACCACCCAGAAAACCAGGGCGUGGCAGUGAGAUCCUGCUGAACUGUACUCUGAUCUGAACACAUACAAAUUGUCACAGCUUUGUCUCUGUGCCAGGAAGAGGCACAGCUACAGAGGCACAUGCACAUGAGUGAGAGUGUGUGUGUGUGUGUGUGUGUGCGCACCAGUGUGCACCUUUUCUCAUUCUGUGAGUGUUUCUCUGAAUCCAAAUCAGGUGUCUAUUUUAAUGAUCACAUUUUAAAUUUUCCCUCCAGGGCAGCUUGUGAGAUUAGAACUAACUCAGCUAGAUUUUAUGGCCUUGACUUGUAUGCAAGUGAAGGGAAGAACUGUUUGAUUUUUCCCUCUGAAAACAGUUAUCCUGGUGUAUGCGGGUAUGUGUGCUUGAUGACCUCCACACUUUACUUUUAAACAGCAUCUCAGAGCCAGCAGCACGAGCUCCUGGAUUAUGGUUUGAUAGCUUAACAAUCAGGUGUUUUAAUCAGAUCCUCCACAUACACUUCUCUUCUUGAUACGACACCACAUUUCUUGCCUCCUCUUCAUUCGCUGCUAGAAUGGGUUUUUAUACAGGCCCAGCAAGGCAGAGAAAGGAGGCAUCCUGCAGUGGCUGACAUUUCCUCCUGGGGAAACUAUCAUGCUCUUUGCUAGGUGUGACUUCUGCAACAUUGUCUCUCCGGGCUCGUGGAACCGUGAAGGGUGCCACUGUCACUUCUCAUGUAAGAAGCCAUUGCUGUACCUGAUCGUCCAAGGACAUUCCUCCUUGCCUCCAGGACAGGACCUGCUGGGAUGUCACUGGGCCUCCCCGACCUGGCUGUUUAUAGGAAUGGUAUCUAUGUGCAGCCUUUCCUGAGGCCGCAGGAGGGCUUCCCGACUUGGGGAUUUGUGUGGCAGAGAGCCGGAAGGUCACCACUGAGUGAUGUCCCCAAUUGGCCGGGUCAUUGCACUCUUAAGAAAGAGGGUUCCCGGGCCUCAAGAAUGGCCCUUGUGUUUCAAUAUGCCUUUCAUGCAUUUCUGAUGGUCACUACAUUUUGAGAGCCACUGCAUUUGAGAAUUUACAGCCUUUGCCGAACAAUGUUCUAUAAAUACAAGUGUCCUGUAGUCUCCUGGCUACGCCAAGUGGACCCUGGAAUGGCCAGGUGAGUUUGGCCAUUACAGUUGCCUGCCUGUCACACACUAGAGGGGGGAGCCUGGAUGCUGGGCACCUGCUAAGCUAAUAAGUCCCAAACACAUUAGACUAUGAGAGAUUAUUAUUAUUUUUUUUACUAGAACAUUAACCAACGUUUCUAGAGAAUACUGCUAUAGAGUGAGGCGCCCCUCACUCUCCAGAGGAAAUCAGGAUGACUAACUUCCUGUGAGGGUUUGUUCUAUGUAGCCUGGGUUUUGCAGUUUUUGACCUUUCUGACUCCCUGAGGAAGCUUCCAGGAGGCAGGGUCGGGCACAGACAAGUCAAUGUGGACCUCACUGAAACGCACACUGUAUGGAGUGAGUGCUUUGGAUGCUGGAAUUAGGACACAAAUGAUUUUAUCUUUAUUUAAAAACCAGGCAUCCCAUGGGAGCGGGAAGAGCGUACAGAUGCCGUUGUCCUGCGCUUAUGAGAGUUUCUACUUCCUCUCCCUCAUCCUGGGUUUGGUAUCCCCCACCCUACUCUGCAUCCCCUAUAUAACCGAAAAUGAUUGUAAAAUAAAUUUUUAUGGGAAUUUUUAAAACUAUCCAAGAAGACUUUUGGAGCAUUGUAAAGUCCCAUACCUGAAACGCACAGCAGGCUGAAUAUUUCAGUUUUCAUAAUGAUGUUGUCAAUCAAUUUUUUUCUUGUCUCCUAGUAAGUCUUUUUUUUAAAACUCUGUACCUAUGUAACGAAUAGUUGCUUUUUAAGAUAUCCAAAGGGCUGUGAGCAACCCCAUGGUGUCUACAAAGUAGCACAGUGCAGGAUUGUUAACGUUUGUGUUUUGUGUCCUCAUUUAAUUCACCUCUCUGGCCUUGUACUUCCGGGUCCUUCCUUUCCCUCAUGAACGACCCUUCCUGACUGAUGCCCCCCUGAAGUCAGCUGAUGUUGUUAUCAUAGUCCACCCAUGAUGAAAACAGGCAAAUUCCUUGUUUGCUUUGACGGCCAGAGGCUUUACUCUGAGUUACCUAUUUCUGUAACCACCUGCUGAUUGCUGUUUCUUGUGGCCAUAGGGACACUUGGAUUAGAAGCUUCACCUGUGAAUGUAACUAAGUAAGCUCUUGCCUUGCUCCUCUCCACGGCAGUUUCUGAUGAAUCUCUGGAGAUCCACCCCUGGGGCCUAAGCCUGCCUUCUGUUGUUUUUCACAGCUGGCCUAAGGAGGUCGCUGUGGUGAGAUUGCAGUGUCUGAACAGAAUUGUUUCUCUGCCACUUCUGAUGGGCUAGCCUCCUACUUCCAAAUGUACUGUAUUUGUUUACGGACUGUAGGUGGAUGCGUAGUGCAAAGGCUCGACGUAAUAAACACAACCUCUCAAACCUG
Rattus rattus (black rat) is the source of this 3700-nucleotide messenger RNA. RefSeq names its product glycerol-3-phosphate dehydrogenase 1 like (gene Gpd1l). Lineage: Eukaryota; Metazoa; Chordata; Mammalia; Rodentia; Muridae. Gene Ontology annotation, molecular function: protein homodimerization activity; glycerol-3-phosphate dehydrogenase [NAD(P)+] activity; NAD binding. The coding region runs from base 120 to 1175 and encodes 351 amino acids. The transcript has 8 exons. The record is from RefSeq and is a predicted model, not a curated record. Gene Ontology annotation, cellular component: cytosol; glycerol-3-phosphate dehydrogenase (FAD) complex. Gene Ontology annotation, biological process: carbohydrate metabolic process; glycerol-3-phosphate catabolic process.